AUGACUUCGAAUAUAGCGGAAUGUAUUAAUGGAAAACUAGUAGCGGCAAGAGAGUUGCCUGUAUUUGAUUUCCUUGAAGAAGUUAGGAGGAUGUUUGGGAGAUGGAAUUACACAAAUAGGAAAAAUGGUACAUACACAUUCUCCACACUUUCGAGACGAUACCAAGAAAUGCUCUCAAUGAACGAGUAUAAAUCAUUACGCAUGAGGGUUGAAGCAUCAACUGAAUAUGUUUAUACGGUUAAUGAUGGACCGCGGCGUUUCAUAAUUGAUUUGAAAAGGAAAACUUGCAGUUGCAGGAUGUUUCAAAUGGACGAAAUACCAUGUUCACAUGCCUGGGCUGUAUUAAAGAGUAAAAAUCUAACGGCUGAUGCAUAUUGUUCAGAAUUAUUCAAGCCAAAUACAGUGGUGAAUACGUAUGAUGUGCCGAUUGAUCCACUUCCCGACGAGAGUGAGUGGAAUGUUCCAACACACAUAUUGGAUGAGGUUGUUCUGCCACUGAGAUACAAGCGACCUCCUGGUAGGCCAAAAAAGAAAAGGGAUAAGCCAUUAAUGGAGCUGAUGAUGUAA
Molecule: messenger RNA, 567 nt
Organism: Lycium barbarum (goji berry)
Lineage: Eukaryota; Viridiplantae; Streptophyta; Magnoliopsida; Solanales; Solanaceae
Exons: 2
Coding region: 1-567 (188 amino acids)
Molecular function (GO): zinc ion binding
Source: RefSeq, a predicted model, not a curated record